UCUUCUGAUAACCCACUGUGGGAAGUUUCCCUUUACCCUGCAGGCAGUUACAGUUACUAUUCAGACUCUCAAUAUGAGACUUCCCCUGGGAAUUCUUUCUGUCCUAUCAGCUCUGGCAGCAACCGGUUAUUCUCUCUCUUGUCAGACCUGUGUUUCAACCAGCAGCACUCCCUGCCAAGGCCCAAGCAUUUCCUGCCCAGCUGAUAAUGCCUGUGCGGCUAUAAACACAUUAAGUACUGCAUAUGGGGUGACUCUAAGUGAAGCCUACACCCUCUCCUGUAUCCCUCGCAUCCAGUGUGAUAAACCCGGAAUUAUCAGUAUUCCUGAUGGGAAAAUCAAAAGAGGAAUCUCCUGUUGUUAUACAGACAACUGCACCCCUCCCACACCGACCCUGCCUGCAGAUAACAAUACAGUGAAUGGACUGGUCUGCCGUACCUGCGCCUCUGCAGACUCAACCUGGUGUUAUACUAGUGAUACCAUGCAGUGUAAAGGAGAUGAAAAUAUGUGUCUCUUGCAAACUACAGAGAUAAAGGGAUCUGUAUCAACCAAAACAGCUCUACGAGGCUGUGCUACUAAAAGUAUUUGUGAUAUUGGAAGCACUUCUGAAAGUUCUCCCCAAAUUUCAAUGGAUGUGAAAUUCUCCUGCACCAGUGGCAGCUUUGGUAUCCAUCAGGGGUACUUGAUGUUAUUACUUGUCCCCAUUGCUUUCAUUAAAAUAUUAUAUUAAAAAA
This is a messenger RNA of Xenopus tropicalis (tropical clawed frog), 731 nucleotides long. RefSeq names its product phospholipase A2 inhibitor and Ly6/PLAUR domain-containing protein. The record is from RefSeq and is a predicted model, not a curated record. Gene Ontology annotation, cellular component: extracellular region. The transcript has 5 exons. Bases 74 to 727 code for a protein of 217 amino acids. NCBI's taxonomy places the organism in Eukaryota, Metazoa, Chordata, Amphibia, Anura, Pipidae.